This is a messenger RNA of Racocetra persica, 156 nucleotides long. The record is from the annotation of a GenBank genome assembly. Lineage: Eukaryota; Fungi; Glomeromycota; Glomeromycetes; Diversisporales; Gigasporaceae.
AUGUCACCAAGAGGCACUACCAGCUUCCUGGCCGAACGAAACAACGGUCUAGGAACAGUUGCAAAAAUGCAACAGAGAAGCUUUGAACGCGAAAAAAAGGAGAAUAAAUUAAAUCGAUACGAAAGACGUAUCAAAGAGAAUGUUCCCAAGAAGAGC